AUGCUUGCAGGAUUGACCCAAGCUGAGCUCCUCAAACUCAGUCCAGAGCUUGGUGUCUGUGUCGGAGGAUUAGAGGAUGAGGGAGAGGGAGAUAAUCUUCCAUCUAGAUCCGUGGAGUCAGAUGAGUUCAGACUAAAAGACAGGGAGGAGGUGAAGGAAUGUGACACUGAAUUCUUGGUUAGAGACGGCUGGAGCAGCAGAGGCGAGUUGGGUGGAGAUCGAAGAGUAGAUAUAGUUGAAGAGGGCAAAAAGAAAGAGGAGAGUAAAGACGCACAAAGAACCACCUCAUUCACAGAGAUGGCAAGAAGAAGGAAGAGGAACAGUGGUCUGUCUUCUGACCAUUAUUACAGCACUGGUCCUAGCAAUACACAUGAAACCAAAGCAAAGAGCGUGAGCUUUGAGACUUUCCAUCAUCCUGCUGAGUUACCAGAGUCACCCCCCCCUCCUCCUCCUCCUCGCCCCUUACCCCCAAUCCCCCCAUCUUUGCCACCCCUCAAAGUCAGCACUCUCCCUGCCAACUCUGCACAACCUGAGCGAUUUGAUUGGCUCAUAGCGUUCACACCUGAUUGUGAUGCCCUGCCACAGCCUCCACCCCUGGAAAUGACAAAAUCUCAUAUGGAAACCCAAAAGACGCACGGUUCGUCAGGUUCAUCUCCAGGGUCAGCUCCAAAGGUCACAACCUUCAAAGAGCUGCGUUUCCGCAAUAAGAACGCUUCCCUUCCAACGAAGGUGAUCACUGAACCAGAGCCUGACCCCACAAUCAUCACUCCAGAUCCAGAUAUACUGUACAACCUGAAGUGGAGAAGAGAGAAGGCAGGCAGUGAUGGCAGCCAAUGGGAAUACACCUCUCAGGCUAAGGCCCUGUUCAUGCAGCCGCCACCAGCUCUCACCUCAAUGGCUGCGCUGAAGGAAAUGCUCCAGAGAGCUGACGAGGAAGGCGGACAACCCGAGCUAUGCCCAUCACAGAAGAUUGGCUCCUCAGUCAGUGACAGCAGCCUGUGGACCAUGGGCAGAGAGUGGGAGGGCGAGGAAGUUAAGAGGGAGGAAAAGGAAGGGAAGGAAGAAGAAAAAGAGGAGGAGGUGGAGGUGAGAGGACGAGCCGAUGGAGGAAGGACUUUUCAGUCAAGAACUACAGCUGUUCGCAGUGUCUCGUUCGCUGGGUCUGUACAGAGGGGAGAGACAUCCUGGAUGGGCGAAGAUGUGAAGUUUCCAAUGAGAGCUCUGGUCAGUGCAGUCAGUGUGGCAGUGGAAGCCAUUUUGGCCCAGUUCAGUUCUUCUCGGACUGUAGUUCAGAAGGCCUUAUCAGGGGACAGCACUAUAAAUCCAUCUCUGGGCCGCCUGGUUCUGCAGUGCCUAUGCCCUGCCCUGCACAACUUGCUGACUGAUGGCUUGAAACCCCACCAGAGUGACCUGAUUGCAGGCAGGAGGCCAAACUCUGCCUGGGGCCUGGUCCAGGCCUCCACCAGGCCAGGUCCUAAAACACAAGCCUUGUUCAACCUACAACUUCGAGUUGGGGAGCUGCCCCAGCUCAGACAGAGCAAACACAGGUUCAAUGCCUUCCUCCUUGGCCUGCUGAAUACCAAGUUUCUUGAUUUCUGGCUGUCUCACCUUCAGUCUUGCAGUGAUGUCUUGGAGACAUACUACCGUCCCACCUCCUUUAUGCGUCUGUCCCUGACCACCUGCCAGACUCUGUUCGAGGAGCUGCUCCUUGUGCUGCAGCCUCUCAGCCUGCUGACGUUCAACCUCGACCUGCUCUUCCAGCACCACCAUUUAGAGCCAGACAGUCAAAGCCCAGAGAUCCCCAGUCCGCCCAGUCAGGAUGCAGGGUUCCAGCUGUCAACGGAGGGCUCCCAAUCCAAAAUCACAGACAGCAGACAUAUUGAAAGCCUCUCAGAAGUAGACUUUGGAAGCCCAGAACAUCAGGCAGCUAAAGAAAAAUCGUCACCAUUAGCUAAUCCAAAGACCGGAGGAUCAGGGGAGUCAAUACAUGUUGGUGCUGCACCCAUAAAGGCUUCAGUAACUCUCAGUCAGACAAGUCCUCAGCUGUUGUGGGUGCAGGAGAAGGAAAUUGGAGAAUUACCUCCUCCUGAUAUCGAAGAGGACAGCCUUGCUCAGCAGGCAGGACAGGUGAUCCAGCAGGGGUGGGGGGCAGUGGUGCGCUGGGGAGGCCGACUGAGCCACAACCUGGCUGAACUGAGCCUGUCUGCAGGGAGAAAGGAGGAAAUUAAGGCAGAUUUGCCGGAUCUCCAGACCCAGGCAGGAAGUGACUACACUCCAGUCAGCAGUGGUACUCAGGUUCCCUGGGGUCUGGGACGGCUGUUUGGAGCCUCUAAAAGCCCAAACAGCCCAACAAGUCAAACACCACCAACCAGGCGUCCCUCUCAGUGGUUGGCUCCCGGUGUCACGGCACUGACCCGAAUGGUGAGCAGCACCUCCAACCCGAUGGUAAAGAGGGCCCCGGAGCCUCAGGGAGAAAGUGAGCCAGAGUCAGAGAAAGAGGUGGACAUACUGGAGAUGAAGGCUAAAGCCCGACCACUCAGGUCAGUACGAACUCUGUGUGACCACACUGGAACAGGCUCGGAGCUCAGCUUCUGCAAAGGGGAGGAACUCGUGGUGUUAGGAGGCGUCGAUCAAGACUGGAUUCGCUGUCGUCAGGGAGACAAAGAGGGGCUGGUACCUAUUGGCUACACGUCCCUCAUCAUGUGACUUCGACACCAUAACUGCUGCACUCAAUCAAUAAAAAAAAUGAAUAAAUAAAUAAAUAUAUAUAUAUUUUAGGCACGUAUUGAGAAGUUGUGGUGAGGCUCCUCUACUCUGAAAAGGGAUAUUUCACACUUGCUCGGUUAGCGAUUUGAGUUGAGUGCAUAACACCAUCUGCUCUGCUUUACGUUCAUCAGAAGCAGUCUGCAGCCCUCUGCCUUUAUGAACAUAUGGGAGUUUUUUUUCCCAUCACAAUCCAUCCAGUUUGGUAGCAUUCAACUGAGGGAUUUUAGGAAUGCAGCAGAUGGUGUGAAAUAAUGACUCAAGUCAAAUUUAGAUGAUUUCCCCCCUGGAAGACCUUUUGAUCUUGGACUGAAGUAUCCCUUUAAAUGCCCUUUUCUCAAUUUCUACCCUCCUCGCCUUUAGCCACUGAUCUGAAAAUGAUCACAGGGGAAAUUCUGUGCGAUCAAGCACUAGCACUGCUGUCAAAUCAGCGGCUGCCUGUAUUGAGGAGGCAACAAUCGACAGCUUUGUAGUAGCCACGUAAAUAUCUCUAGUCGUCAGUCGUAGAGAGUCGUGGUUCACAGGUUGUCGAGUGGAGAAAGCAUUUUAGAGCACUGGGCCAUAGUUCCUGUUGCAUACUGCGUAGUAAUGUAGUGAAUUGUAGCUGUGUAGAUCCGUGUUCUAUUGACCUUUCACCCCUAUUGACCUUUCACUUUUAUCGCCUGGUUCAUGUAUGUUUGACAUGUUUCUGCUACUAUAUUUGACUAUAUAAGUAUACAUUAAAAGAAUAA
Molecule: messenger RNA, 3494 nt
Organism: Xiphias gladius (swordfish)
Lineage: Eukaryota; Metazoa; Chordata; Actinopteri; Istiophoriformes; Xiphiidae
Gene: rusc1
Product: RUN and SH3 domain containing 1
Exons: 10
Coding region: 1-2706 (901 amino acids)
Cellular component (GO): cytoplasmic vesicle
Molecular function (GO): protein binding
Source: RefSeq, a predicted model, not a curated record